GCUCAACAUAACUACCUACAUAGUAUCAUAUGUUUGUAAGUGAAUUCGAUCCUGUCAAUUCACGCACGUUUUCUGUAUUGUAGGAAAGCGCGAGAUGUCAAAUCGGGUACCUUACAUUCGACCAAACUAUAUGUAAUUAUCAGAGAACUUACAUGUGCCUAGGUAGGUACAUAUGUAAUCCUGAACUUGGAAGCUACCUAUACAACGUAUAGCUCCGGACCCCUGCCGAGCCGUUGCGGUGUGACCCCGCCAUCGGAGCAGGUACCCCCUCGGAGUUUCAUUGAAAAUUCAUCAAUUCAUAUAAUUGACCCACCCCCACUAUGACUCUUUGAGUGGGCUAAUUUUUUUUUAGAACCGAAAAGGUAGAUCCGUCUCUUUGCGAUCUCUUUGCGACAAAAGACACUCAAUCGAUUACGUUGCCUCCAGUUAACCAAUUGUCUGUCAACAGUUCAUUUUAUCCAAAUUGACUAGAUUACAGCAGACAAGAGAUCAGAGUCGCUCUGGAACGUCGCCAUCAUGUCCAGCUUCUACAUCGAGAAUAAGAACGUAGGCAACAAACUCGACAGCGAAGAUUGGAGGAUUCGCGGUUACAAUCCCCUAACACCCCCUGAUCUUCUCCAACACGAGAUUCCACAGACUGUCAGGUCGAAAAGAACGGUGCUCUCGAGCCGCGAAGAGGUGGUGGCCGUGGUAAAUGGCACAGACGAGAAACAGAGACUGCUGGUGAUUAUUGGUCCAUGUUCCAUACACGAUCCAAAAUCUGCCCUCGAAUACUGCGAUCUUCUAUUGAAGGAAAAGGAGAAACAUCAAGAUGAGUUGCUUAUUGUCAUGCGAGCUUACCUCGAGAAACCAAGAACGACGGUGGGCUGGAAAGGUUUAAUUAACGAUCCGGAUAUUGACAACAGCUUCAACAUCAACAAGGGGCUGCGAAUGUCGAGACAGCUUUUUGUCGACCUUACGGACAAAGGAAUGCCGAUUGCUAGCGAAAUGUUGGAUACCAUCUCGCCACAGUUUCUUGCGGACGUCCUUUCGGCCGGAGCAGUAGGUGCGCGAACAACUGAGAGUCAACUGCACCGAGAGCUGGCGAGUGGCCUCUCAUUCCCAGUAGGGUUCAAAAAUGGUACGGACGGCACGCUGAGAGUCGCAAUUGAUGCAAUCGGCGCCGUUAGACAUCCCCACCACUUCCUUUCUGUCACCAAACCCGGAGUUGUAGCCAUCGUUGGCACUGUCGGGAACGAGGACUGCUAUGUAAUCUUACGCGGCGGAAGUCGUGGUACUAAUUUUGACUCGAAGAGCAUUGCAGAAGCUAAGACAGCCCUGGCAAAGUCUGGUCUGCGACAGCGACUCAUGGUAGAUUGCAGUCAUGGAAACUCGCUAAAAAACCACAACAACCAACCCUUGGUUGCCGCCGAAUUGGCAGGGCAGAUCUCCAAAGGAGAGGACGGAAUCAUGGGCGUCAUGAUUGAAAGUAACAUCAACGAAGGCAGCCAGAAGGUGCCACAAGAAGGGAAGGCUGGCUUACAGUACGGCGUCAGCAUCACGGAUGCUUGCAUUGGAUGGCAAGACACUGUCGCAGUUCUUGACGGUCUUGCCAAUGCCGUUAAGGAGAGGAGAAGGGUCACUGGUAUAAAUGGCUUUCAGUGAACCAAUAUUCCGUCAUUCUUAAAAGGCAUGGAGUAAUUAUGGUCAAUUGUAAUAAAAGGAAAUUAAUUCAAAAGAUAUCCGAAUCUGCAAAGAAAAGGAAUGGAAGGGAAAAGGCUAUUUCUAUGUUAAGAUUAUUAUUUUUUUCAUAAGUGAGGAAAAUGGACUUGUCCUCGGCAAUAUAAAAACCACCAACGUUGAACUACACUACUAGGUUCAAGGUUCCAUGAUGUUUCC
Messenger RNA from Annulohypoxylon maeteangense, 1878 nucleotides. Its product is annotated as 3-deoxy-7-phosphoheptulonate synthase. Gene Ontology annotation, biological process: aromatic amino acid biosynthetic process. Lineage: Eukaryota; Fungi; Ascomycota; Sordariomycetes; Xylariales; Hypoxylaceae. Gene Ontology annotation, molecular function: 3-deoxy-7-phosphoheptulonate synthase activity. The transcript has 4 exons. The coding region runs from base 517 to 1644 and encodes 375 amino acids. Gene Ontology annotation, cellular component: cytoplasm. The record is from RefSeq and is a predicted model, not a curated record.